AUGGCCGUUUCUUUUUCUCGACUCUCAAUGAGUGACAGCUCGUCAGAGAACGAUGAGUCUGACCGACUUAUGGAGAAAGGCGGUUCGGUAGAAUCACUCUUGCCGCCUACAAGAAAUAAUGUGGCAAAGGUCUUUACCUGGGGAAGAUUAUACUCUCUCGUGCUUCACAUAUUAUGUGUUGGCUUGAUAGUUGCGCUUUGGAUGAGCCGUCAACAAAGCUCUUACUCUGCUGCUCGUCGCGGACGUAGUUGGUCUCCUGCUGCGAAACAUGUUGAAUACGAAGUCAAUGAAGACCAUCCUAUGGACUAUCACGGUGUUAACAAGUACGCUGGUCCUCCAAACAAAGCUCAAGACGCAGCGUGGGACGCCUUGAUUAGACCCGUCUAUUUCAACGCAAGUGUCGAAGAACUAGAAAGGGCGGGAGAGUCAUUCGAUAACAUUGCCGAGUUGACUGGUGGCGGCUAUCCCGCCAGCCUCGGCGCCUAUCACCAGCUGCACUGCGUGAGACAGCUGCGCUUCUGGAUUUACCGCGAUUACUACUAUCUCAACCUUACCAAGGCAGAGGAUGAAUACCUCCACACCCAUCUCGAUCACUGCACAGAAACUCUACGAUUGGCCAUCAUGUGCCACGGUGAUACAGGAAUGUACUCGUUCUCUUGGAUGGACCCCAAAGCACCCAAGCCGAUGGCGCAGACAAGCUCAAAGUUGGCCUGUGUAAAAUGGAGCUCAAUUGAAGACUAUGCCCGUAGUAGAAUGAUUCCAACACAUCCUUCUCUAAUCCACCCAUAA
Trichoderma harzianum CBS 226.95 is the source of this 789-nucleotide messenger RNA. RefSeq lists its product as hypothetical. Gene Ontology annotation, biological process: mycotoxin biosynthetic process. The transcript is spliced from 5 exons. The coding region runs from base 1 to 789 and encodes 262 amino acids. NCBI's taxonomy places the organism in Eukaryota, Fungi, Ascomycota, Sordariomycetes, Hypocreales, Hypocreaceae. The record is from RefSeq and is a predicted model, not a curated record.